UAUGGGCAGAUCAGAGGCAGAUGGAUGCUCUAAUGGCUCUGGGUUUCACAGCAGGAAGUGGCGUCCUGUCAGAGCCUGAGGAGGAUGAUGGACUUCCUCCUGCGUAUCUCUGAGCGUUUCUCGGUCACAGAGUUAACAAGAUCAGAGCUGACGUUCUGCAGCGCUGCGGCGUUACGGCCUGAUAACACCAGCGUCGGGGCAGGAAACAGCGUGCUGCGUGUCGCAAUGAUCUGGGAGAACAGCCUGGAGUGUUAUUGGGACGUGAGGGUCUGGUACAGAGACGCUGAUCCGCUCCCCUCCCGCUCGGAGCCGCUGGAGGUGAUAAGGACAGAGACACGGCUAUCUGAGCUCACAGAGUCUCAGGACGUCUCACUGCGGCCCGGCACACGGACAGACAGACAGGCGGAGAGAGAGACAGAGAGACAGACAGACAGGCGGAGAGAGAGACAGAGAGACAGACGGACAGGCAGACAGACAGAGCGACAGAGAGACAGAGAGACAGACAGACAGACAGAGAGACAGGUGGAGAGAGAGACAGACAGACAGAGGGACAGACAGAGAGAGAGACAGACAGACAGAGGGACAGACAGAGAGAGAGAGACAGACAGACAGAGGGACAGACAGAGGGACAGACAGAGAGAGAGACAGACAGACAGAGGGACAGACAGAGAGAGAGAGAGACAGACAGAGAGACAGACAGAGAGAGAGACAGACAGACAGAGGGACAGACAGAGAGAGAGAGAGACAGACAGAGAGACAGACAGAGAGAGAGACAGACAGACAGACAGACAGAGAGUUGGACAGAGAGACAGACAGACAGACAGACAGACAGACAGACAGAGAGAGAGUCAGACAGAGAGAGAGAGAGAGAGAGAGAGAGAGAGAGAGAGAGAGAGACAGGCAGACAGACAGACAGGCGGUUGGGGUUCAGCUGUUUGUGUUAGUGGGGUUUCAUGAACAGAAUGAAGUCUUUACAUUAAAGUCGGAAAGCCGGAGUGCACGAGCUGUUUUUAUUCAUCAGCUACAGAACACAAAUCCAAUUUCAGUCAAAUUUUAUUUUUCAAAUCAAACUUGUGUCAUGUUCACUAACGCUGUAAACAUCCAUUAAAGGAGCAAUUGAGCCAGAAAUAAAAGCUCCACAGUGCCUUUACCCCAAAUACAGCCGGUCCACAAGGCUAGCGUUUGACUGUGUGAUGACUUACGCCAGCAGAUUUAGCGCAUGAUGCUAAAGCGGAGGUUGGAGUCCAUUUGGUGUAAGUGUGUAAAUUCCUGCAGGGUUUCUCCUUCAGGAUCAUUUAACAUUAGCACCUUUUUUUCCUACUGCACUCUUUUUUCUCCCUACUGUACAGACACACAUCAAUAACCUGCAUAUUGAAUGAAAGUUACAUGGUGCAGCUUUUCUGUAAUCGCUGUCCCUCGUGUGGAAGUGAGCGAGAGGACAGAGAGUGGACAAGGACGAUGAGGUUGUGCUUUAGCGCCUGUAGCAGGUUGCUAAUGCAGCCGCGGUGUUUUACACCUCCACACACGUCUUCAGGGAGACGAGAGCGACUCGGCGCUAACCUGUGGUGGUAAUGGACCAUGAGGGGUGGAGGGGU
Pangasianodon hypophthalmus (striped catfish) is the source of this 1595-nucleotide messenger RNA. RefSeq names its product octapeptide-repeat protein T2-like. The transcript has 2 exons. Lineage: Eukaryota; Metazoa; Chordata; Actinopteri; Siluriformes; Pangasiidae. Bases 85 to 957 code for a protein of 290 amino acids. The record is from RefSeq and is a predicted model, not a curated record.